Molecule: messenger RNA, 1119 nt
Organism: Selaginella moellendorffii
Lineage: Eukaryota; Viridiplantae; Streptophyta; Lycopodiopsida; Selaginellales; Selaginellaceae
Product: GDSL esterase/lipase 7
Exons: 4
Coding region: 1-1098 (365 amino acids)
Molecular function (GO): hydrolase activity, acting on ester bonds
Source: RefSeq, a predicted model, not a curated record
AUGGAAAUGUUGCGCAACUGCAAAGGUUUGAUCCAUCGUCUUGCGCUAUUUCUCGUGAUCGCGGCGCGCAUCGCCGCUGCCGAUUCUUCUGGCAAGCCUGUCGUCCCUGCGCUGUUCAUUCUCGGCGACUCUACUGUGGAUUGUGGCAACAAUAACUGGCUCUGGACGGUCGCGCAGUCGAAAUUUCUUCCCUAUGGCAGGGAUUUCGACACUCAUGAGCCGACUGGAAGAUUCACAAAUGGACGCUUGAGCAUCGACUAUCUAGCCGAUUUCUUAAAUCUUCCGCUGGUACCGCCAUAUCUGUCCCGGCCAAGUUAUGAUCAAGGUGUAAACUUUGCCUCUGCUGGAUCCGGGAUCCUCAACGCUACUGGCUCGAUCUUCGGUCAAAGAAUUCCAAUGCAGACGCAGCUAGCUUAUCUCAAAGACGUCAAGAGCGAGCUGUCCGAGAAGUUUGGCCGAGAGCGAACGAACGAAAUCUUUUCCAAGUCGAUCUUCUACGUUUCGGUUGGAAGCAACGACUUCAUCAACAAUUACUUGGUUCCGGGAUCCAGUUACUUGCGUGACUACAACCGCAAAAGCUUCAUCGAUCUCCUCAUCUCUGGCCUCGACGAGCAGCUCAACGAGCUCUACAGCAUUGGAGCCCGACGAAUCGUCGUCGCUUCUCUGUCUCCACUCGGCUCUGUACCAUCGCAGCUCGCGAAGUUCUCAACGAUCAGACUGGAUGGUUCCAGUUUCCUCAACGACAUGUCUCAGCAGUACAACACCAAGCUCUUCGAUCUGCUCGUCCGCCUGAGAUCUUCGCUCAGCGAGGCAGAUCUCAUCUACAACAGCCUCUACAAUGUUCUCAUGGACAUCUCUGAGAAGUACUCGCAAUACGGAUUUCUCUACAAUGACACUGCCUGUUGCGGCCUUGGCAACUUCAAUGGCUCCGUCCCUUGCUUGCCAAACGUUCCAGUGUGUGAGGAUGCCGCACAGUACAUUUUCUGGGACGAGUAUCAUCCCACAGGCUCCACUUACAAGCUCAUCGCGGACAAGCUAUGGUCUGGAAACAUCAACGAAAGCUAUCCGAUCAACGUGAAAACUCUCCUCGGCCUUUGAUCGAUCAUCCGUACUAUUUAU